UUGGCACAGAGGGGAAAGUCCAUCAUCGGCCUACGUCCAAAUCCUGCUUGAAAAACUAGAAUCACAGGUCCAGCACAGGAAGAUUUAUAAAUCCCCGCCGGUCGAAAUGUUGAAUUGCUAACCAGGAAAGGCCUUAGUGAUUAAAUUUAGGAUAAUCUAGGGCUUUUUUUUGGGACCAAUCUGUGUUUGUGUGCGUGCGUGUCUGUGUGUUAGAGGAUGAGUGUGUACUUUGUGGUCCUGUGUCUGGCUUUGCUGCAGCGGGGGGGGGUAGCCAUGCCGGACCCUCCAGGCUGCAAUAACCCUGAAGCGGAGAGGGUAGCCGAAGAGGCCCUGGAGCAGAUUAACCAGGACCGGACAGAUGGAUACAUCCUGAGCCUCAACAGACUGUACGACCUCACUCACACUCAUGGAAAGGAGAUGGGCGGAUCAUUCUACAAACUGACCAUUGAUGUCAUGGAGACCAAAUGCCACAUCGCCAGCCGGAAACCAUGGAAACAAUGUGAAGUGAGGGAUAUCGGUGAUGUUCCAGUGUAUGGAGAGUGUGAGGUAUCUGCCUCUGUCGACUCUCAAGUCAAACUUCACAGCUACUCCUGUGCACUUCGUGAAGUUCCUGCCACUGCAGUGGUGGAUGUGUGUCCGGACUGUCCCACGGCUGACAACCUCAACGAGCCCGUUGUCAAGGAGACAGCCAACCUCUCACUGCGGAGGUUCAAUGAAGAGAGCCGCCUGGCCAACUACUUCACUCUGGAGAACAUUACGAGAGCCAGUUCACAGUGGGUUGUUGGUCCAUCCUACUUCGUGGAGUUCACAAUCCUGGAGACGGUGUGUUCAAAGACCACGGGUGACACUGACCUGAGCAGUUGCCCACCUAAGGACUCUCAGUUUGCUCAUCGAGGCUUCUGUUUGGGAUCACAUGUGACCCACGAUGACCAGUUUGAAAUCAGACUCCCGGUCGGAAAGAAGGACGACUCAUUUCAGAGCCGGAACUCCGUAGAUGUGAAGUGUCAGAUCUACGAACCUCUGGCUGCCGCAGUGGAGGAACAGGCUCAUGCAAAAGCAGACGGCGGGCACACGGGGCACCGGGACCACACACACGAGCACACACACUCAGUCACAUCCGGCGCACACCUCACUGUCCCGAAGCCCCGGGGAACUCUGGGGACUGUGGUGGACCAGCCUGCCCCUCUCCGAACUGCCCCGGCAUCCAGAUCCUGCCCCGGCCCAAACAAACACCGCCUGGGCUUGGGCAGCCUGAAGCUCUGAUUGGCUGAAGAAUUGAGGCAGUUGAUCUUUUGAGCUAUAUCUGCAUAUUGUAAUUACUUUAGGAGGACAAGAAAAUGUAACCUACCUAAGUCUAAUAUCGUGUGCAGAAAACAAUCUGUGGGGAGGUUUCCUGCCUUAAAUAAUAAUUGGAUAGUAAGUAGAUAAAGAUGAGCUCAGGGGAAAACAUGUUGUGAGGCAAAGAUACUCUGAAUAAAUAUCCAUAAACACGGUUAGAAAACAUUUUAAAAAUGUAAUCUAAUCCGGUGACAGGUGUCUAUAGACCCAUGGGUACAAUUCUAAACAGGAAUUUUAUGGCUAAUUCAUUCUGCUUACUUUAAAUGGUGAUUUGCAAGGGGUAAAACAUUGAUGGAAAAUAUUCUCUCAAUUUAGCUCCAAAAGCUUCAUGGGAAACAUCGAUCCAACACCGGGUCUAUUUGAUGUCUUUAUCAUGGUUUUAUUUCGGCUUUGCGUUUGACUGGAACAAGUCUCAAUCGACAGCCAACUGCUUAAUUAAGCACAUUCAUACAUAAUAAAGUUUGGUUUAAGCUCCAGUUCUGAAAGGAGAAUAAAA
Molecule: messenger RNA, 1834 nt
Organism: Pungitius pungitius (ninespine stickleback)
Lineage: Eukaryota; Metazoa; Chordata; Actinopteri; Perciformes; Gasterosteidae
Product: fetuin-B
Exons: 7
Coding region: 217-1263 (348 amino acids)
Biological process (GO): negative regulation of endopeptidase activity
Cellular component (GO): extracellular region
Molecular function (GO): cysteine-type endopeptidase inhibitor activity
Source: RefSeq, a predicted model, not a curated record